CUUUAUAAAGUAGCAAUAAAGUUAUUCAAUUCUCAGGGCUUUUCAAAGUUAAAGGUUUAAACCAUUUAAAUGAGUGAUUAUAAUGUUUCAGCAUACAGUUGAAUAAUCUGCUGGGAGGAGCCACAUGGCGGUCAUUACCACAUCAAGCUGGGGAAUUUCACUGAUCAUUUAUAUAUGAGAUGCGCCACCCAUUCUGGGAAAUUAAUAUGGGCUGAUUAACUGUUGUGAACUCGCAUCUGUGAAUCAUAUAUCACGUUUGAGUAUUCUUUUAUGCCAAUUUGAGAAAAAAUGUGAAUUGUAAAAAAAAAUUAUAGUCCCAACUUCUAUUAACAAUGCAGGGCAAAAACAAUGCUUUUUUUUCUUCGUUUGUUCACAGAUUGAGACAGUGACGUGUGUCACUGCUUUAAAGAGAUACAAACUGAGGUAGCAAUAAAUAGCUCAUAUCUUCAACUUUCGACAUGUUUAGAUGUGUGGUACCCAUGCUGGAUAUUAUUAUACAAUAGGUUCUAAUUUACUUAUUAAACAGAAAUAAAGCCAGAGGGCUAGUCUUUAUUGGCUCUUCCUGUGAAUGGUCUGGAGUAUAGACGAUCUUUGAUGCCGGUGUAAACUUGACAUUUCGGCCAUACCUUUAGAGAGAAGCCCAACUUGCUUCGGUGAGGCGUGAGUGUCGCGUCUGUUUGCUUAUGUACUUUAACCAAAACUGGGACAGAAUGCAGUUAGUAAGCAGAAGUAGCAUACAGACUGCUGGACGGUGAGGUAUAAAUCCAAUAUGGUACUAGCCGUUACCUGACUUUAGCUCAGCACCUGCUAGCUGCUAAUAUUAAACACCAAGUCACUACUGUCCUUCUCCGAGGUAGCAGUAGUGGAAUGACUAGGACUUACCUGUUCUUAUCGCGAUCCCUGAAAAUAGUUUGUGGCGCAAUGAACUACUUCAGUUCUUGAUAUUUAGAAGAUACGCUUGAAGAAACCGGAAGCAAAAAUAAUUUCAAAAUAAGAGUUUACGUUAGAGAUUGAGAUACUUAAACCACGGUCAUUUUUUUUUACAAUGUGAAAAUGUAAAUGAAAGUUACCAGAAAAGUUUUUUUUUUAACUUAAAUUUCAACAGUUUAGCUUUAAAUAAUUAGUCUUAGUUUAAAAAGGUUGCUAUUUGUCUGUUCAGUAAAGCUUCGGGAGUUCUAAACUCUGACUCCAAUAAUCAGCAUGGGUAUCUAUGCACCUGUCAUCUGCACUCUGUUGUACGUUGUCCUUGACAGUGUCAUCACCACUGUCCUAUACAUCAAGGGGACAGAGCUGUCCCUCUUCAUACGUGAUGUCCUGGACUUUAACAUCUUGAGCUCCGCCCUUGACCUGUGGGGCAUUGUCCUUCUCCGAGCAUCCCUCCUGCUGGGUGCCUCCAUUGGGGUUUUAUGGAACAGGGAGGACGGCCCGCCCAGGGUUGCCCGGGUCACCACCGUCAUUCUCCUCUUCUGCAUGGUUGUCAUCACCUACACCUUGGUCAAGCUGCUGAUGCUGACCGAGGUGGAGCCCCUCAACCGGCAGCCAUGUUUUCUGAGCCUGAUGGGAUGGACCUGCGCCUCCUCCCUGGGUGUCGUGCUUCUCUGGAGGCAGCUCGGGAGGGUUUCCAGCUCCGCGAGCGGGCUGGAAGUCAGGAACAGCCGUGGUGGAGGAGGAAGGGUCUCCGAGGACACAGAGAAGCUGGUGGAUACAGCUGGUGAAGAGGAGGAGGCUGGAGGGAGGAAGGAGAAAGAGAAGGUCAGCUCUAGGGCUACAUUGGGACGCUUGCUCAGCUACUGCAGGAAGGAUACUGGACUGCUUUCCUUAGCCGUCCUCUUCCUGCUCAUCUCUGCAGUGUGUGAAGCUUUCAUUCCAUUGUACUAUGGGAAGGCCAUAGACAGUAUUGUGGUUCACCAGAGCAUGGAGUACUUUGCUAAACCUGUAGCCACAUUGGCUUCACUGGCUUUGGUCAGAUGGUUGGCCCCAAAGACUUAA
This is a messenger RNA of Poecilia latipinna (sailfin molly), 1989 nucleotides long. It is a transcript of the gene abcb9, whose product is annotated as ATP-binding cassette, sub-family B (MDR/TAP), member 9. Gene Ontology annotation, cellular component: membrane. Gene Ontology annotation, molecular function: ATP binding. The transcript is spliced from 3 exons. The coding region runs from base 1201 to 1989 and encodes 262 amino acids. The record is from RefSeq and is a predicted model, not a curated record. NCBI's taxonomy places the organism in Eukaryota, Metazoa, Chordata, Actinopteri, Cyprinodontiformes, Poeciliidae.